AUGACCGAAACAACCACCACCGCGCUCGUCCUCCACGGCGCAAAGGAUCUCCGCCUGGAACAACGCACAAUCUCCUCCCCAGCAGACUCAGAAGUCCAAGUCUCCGUCCGCGCAACCGGCCUCUGCGGCUCAGACCUCCACUACUACAGCCACGGCCGCAAUGGCGACUUCGUCGUCCGCAGCCCAAUGUGUCUCGGCCACGAAUCUGCCGGCAUAGUAACAGCCGCCGGUAGCGCCGUCUCAAAGUUCAAGGUCGGCGACCGCGUCGCCCUCGAAGUCGGUCUUCCCUGCCGCUCCUGCGCCCUCUGCAAACAAGGCCGCUACAACAUCUGCAAAGCCAUGCAGUUCCGCAGCUCCGCAAAGCAAUUCCCCCAUCUAGACGGUACCCUCAUGGAGCGCACAAACCACCCCGCAGACAUGUGCCACGCUCUUCCAGACAGUGUCUCCGAUGCCGGCGGUGCCCUCGUCGAGCCUCUAGCCGUGACUCUGCACGCCGUGCGUCGCUCACACCCACCCUCUAAGGAGGAAGUCGCGGCGAACCGCGCCGCCGGCGAAGAGACCGCAGCACUGGUUUUCGGAGCCGGAGCAAUCGGCCUCCUGCUCGCUGGCGCCCUCGCUACUAGCGAGAACUUCUCCAAGAUCGUCGUUGCGGACAUUGAUGCGCGUCGACUUGCGAUCGCAGAGUCAAUGGGUCUUGGUCUGAAGACCAUUCUCAUUCCUAGGGCUGAGACGCCUCCUCCUGCGAAGGAUGCGCCUCAUGCUGAGCAGACGGCGUAUGCGCUUGAGAAUGCGCAGCGCGUCGCGGGUGUUCUAACUGAGGCUGCUGCUUCUACGGAUGGGCUUGUGAACCCGGGUUUCAGUCGUGUCUAUGACUGCACGGGUGUGCCGGCUUGUGUGCAGGCGGGUAUUUAUGCUAGUGCGCCUGGCGGUGUGCUGGUGCAGAUUGGCAUGGGUAAUCCCAUUCAGACGCUACCUGUUGGCGCGGCGGCGCUGAGGGAGGUUGAUAUCAUUGGUGUCUUCCGGUAUGAUGGGUAUGCGUACCCUGCGGCUAUUGCGUUGCUGGCUAGUGGGAAGAUGAAGAGUGUUGAGGAGAAGGUUGUUACGCAUAGACUGAAGCUUGAGGAGGGAGAGCGGGCGUUCACGCUUGCUGGAAAGGGUGUUGAUGAGGAAGGAAACCCCGUUGUCAAGGUUAUUAUUGAGAACAGACGGGGGUCGAAUGGUUCUUUGUAG
Messenger RNA from Penicillium brevicompactum, 1230 nucleotides. RefSeq names its product NAD(P)-dependent alcohol dehydrogenase. Gene Ontology annotation, biological process: D-sorbitol catabolic process. The record is from RefSeq and is a predicted model, not a curated record. Bases 1 to 1230 code for a protein of 409 amino acids. The transcript has 2 exons. NCBI's taxonomy places the organism in Eukaryota, Fungi, Ascomycota, Eurotiomycetes, Eurotiales, Aspergillaceae. Gene Ontology annotation, molecular function: zinc ion binding; L-iditol 2-dehydrogenase (NAD+) activity.